Momordica charantia (bitter melon) is the source of this 1855-nucleotide messenger RNA. The record is from RefSeq and is a predicted model, not a curated record. NCBI's taxonomy places the organism in Eukaryota, Viridiplantae, Streptophyta, Magnoliopsida, Cucurbitales, Cucurbitaceae.
UUAAAUGGAGGAUCGGGAGGAGGAGGAGAAGGCAGAAGAAGAGGUGCAAGGUUCCAGCCUGACGAUGGAGAAAGUGGCGGCGGCUAAGAAGUUUAUAGAGAACCAUUACAGAGCUCAGAUGAAGAACAUUCAAGAGCGGAAGGAGAGACGAUGGAUGUUGGAACGUAAGUUAGCCUCCUCAGAUGUUCCUAAGGAUGAACAAAUCAAUCUUAUCAAAGAUUUAGAGCGGAAAGAAACCGAGUUUAUGCGACUCAAAAGGCACAAGAUUUGCGUGGAUGAUUUUGAGCUUUUAACCAUCAUUGGCAGGGGGGCUUUUGGUGAGGUUCGAUUAUGUCGUGAGAAGAAAUCCGGUGAUAUAUACGCGAUGAAAAAGUUGAAAAAAUCUGAAAUGCUGAUGAGAGGACAGGUGGAACAUGUUAGAGCAGAAAGGAACUUAUUAGCAGAAGUUGCCAGCCAUUGCAUCGUGAAGCUUUAUUACUCAUUCCAGGAUGCUGAGUAUUUGUACUUGAUCAUGGAAUAUCUGCCAGGUGGAGAUAUGAUGACUCUACUUAUGAGGGAAGACACAUUGACUGAAAACGUGGCAAAAUUUUACAUUGCACAAAGUGUUCUUGCAAUUGAAUCUAUCCACAGGCACAACUAUAUUCACAGGGAUAUUAAACCUGACAAUCUUCUUCUGGACAAAAAUGGUCACAUGAAGCUUUCUGAUUUUGGUCUCUGUAAGCCACUGGAUUCUUUAACCCUAUCCGCACUACAUGAAAAUAAAACCAUGGAUGAUGAAAAUUUGGCAGAACCAAUGGAUAUUGACGAUAAUAGGAGUAGUUGGAAGAGUCCCAGUGAACAGCUACACCAUUGGCAAAUGAACCGGAGGAAGUUGGCAUUUUCAACAGUUGGAACACCGGAUUAUAUAGCUCCAGAAGUAUUACUUAAAAAAGGAUAUGGGAUGGAGUGCGACUGGUGGUCCCUCGGUGCUAUUAUGUAUGAGAUGCUCGUAGGUUACCCUCCAUUUUACUCUGAUGAUCCAAUCACCACAUGCAGAAAGAUUGUUCAUUGGAAAAAUCAUUUGAAGUUUCCAGAAGAUGCAAAGUUGACAAAUGAAGCAAAGGACCUCAUUUGUAGGUUGCUUUGUGAUGUUGAGCAUACUGGAUCCACCGAUACCAGGAAAACGUGGCUCAGGACCAUCACGGAAGAUGCUAUUGACUCCCAAAGAUCUCAGCUUUGUCGGGUAUACAUACAAGAACUUCGAUGCUGUCAAAGGACUUCAUGGAUUACAUGAUUCUCAAAAAUUGUCAAUGAAACAGCCUUCAAUUGACGUAUUAAAUGGCACUGCGGGAGACUACACAGCCGAACUAAUAGCGAACGAGGAAGUGCAGAUGGUAGCAGUAUCAGGAGAUCCCAUGCUGCCAUAAUAGAUGUUUACAAUACAUAAAUGGAUAUAUAAGCAAAGGAAACAACAAUGCCUGAAGAGUUUCUAAUCAUGGGAGACCAGCUAAGCAAUGAGCACAUGGUGAAAGGUGAGUAGGGUUUUGUGCAUUAUAUUAUAAUGUAACUUAGAGCAGAGUCAUGAAACUUUGUCCUAGCUGCCCAGGUUGGCAAUGUUGGAACUUUGCCUUCUCUAGUGGCAGUUCUUUUUGGUCAAAGUUUUUUUUUUUUUACAUAUAUAUAUAUAUUUUGCUUUUAUCAAUGGCUUAUUAUAUCAAGGAACUGGAUAGCCAUUACAAAACUAUUAUUACGAUUAUGUGUGAUGAGGUUAUGUGGAAACAAACAUAUAUUUUAGUUGUGAAAUUUUUUAUGUUGUAUAUUAUAUUUUUGGCGGAUAGGUGAAAUGGAGGAUAGAUGAUGAGGUCCACUUUUUAUA